Macaca mulatta (Rhesus monkey) is the source of this 815-nucleotide messenger RNA. The record is from RefSeq and is a predicted model, not a curated record. Lineage: Eukaryota; Metazoa; Chordata; Mammalia; Primates; Cercopithecidae.
UAAUAAUAAUGAUAAAAGAAGGACUUGGCCUACCAUGUAAUGGCCCCCAAAGCUGCUGUCUGAAUCUAAGCUGUCACUAAAUUGCAAGCUGCUGGGGUGUAUGUGUAUGGUUGUGGGGGGAGUGAAUAUCCCUUUAAACAGCCACUGGGGAGGGGGUUCUGGAACCCCCGGCCUCACAGAGACCCAGCCUCCCUCCCCCCAUCUCUCUGGGCUCUGUGUCUAAGGAGCCCUGGGGCGCUGGGUGUGAGUCACUUAGCCUCAGUGGCAUGGGGGUGAAGCGGAGCCUCCAGAGAGGGGGCAUUCUGCUCAGCCUCGUGGCCAACGUCCUCAUGGUGCUCUCCACGGCCACCAACUACUGGACCCGCCAACAAGAGGGCCACAGUGGCCUGUGGCAGGAAUGCAACCACGGCAUCUGCUCCAACAUCCCCUGCCAGACCACGCUGGCCGUGACUGCGGCGUGCAUGGUGCUGGCGGUGGGUGUCGGCGUGGUGGGCAUGGUGAUGGGACUGCGGAUUCGGUGCCACGAGGGCGAGUCGCUGCGAGGCCAGACCACGAGCGCCUUCCUCUUCCUCGGCGGACUGCUGCUGCUGACCGCCUUGAUAGGCUACACGGUGAAGAACGCGUGGAAGAACAACGUCUUCUUCUCUUGGUCCUAUUUUUCUGGGUGGCUGGCCUUACCCUUCUCAAUUCUCGCGGGCUUCUGCUUUCUGCUGGCAGAUAUGAUCAUGCAGAGCACCGACGCCAUCAGUGGAUUCCCCGUGUGUCUGUGACUGCAGCCUGCCUGGGGCAGAAUAAAGGAACGGCUUUUUUUUAGC